GGCGGACGCGAAGUUCUUACUUAAGGACCUCAGCGCCAUUUCCGGUCUGCUUACAAGAUGGCUGCGCCCAGUGGCGAUUUCCAACCUCGUGAGCGGCGUUUUGCAGUGCAGGAACAGGACUGGGAAACUGAGCCGCCUAAGAGGCCCCGGCUUGGGGCAGGAAGCAAGAGCGGAGGCCGUAGGCUCAUUGUGGUGCUGGAAGGGGCCAGUCUGGAGACAGUCAAGGUAGGGAAAACUUACGAGCUACUCAACUGUGACAAGCACAAGUCCAUGUUAUUGAAGAAUGGACGGGACCCAGGGGAAGUCAGACCAGACAUCACCCACCAGAGCUUACUGAUGCUGAUGGACAGCCCCCUGAACAGAGCUGGAUUGCUACAGGUUUAUAUCCACACACAGAAGAAUGUGCUGAUUGAAGUGAACCCCCAGACUCGGAUUCCUAGAACCUUUGACCGCUUUUGUGGCCUCAUGGUUCAGCUUUUACACAAACUCAGCGUCCGAGCAGCUGACGGCCCUCAGAAGCUUUUGAAGGUAAUUAAGAACCCAGUGUCUGACCACUUCCCAGUUGGCUGUAUGAAGAUUGGCACUUCCUUUUCUGUCACAGACGUCAGUGAUGUACGAGACUUGGUGCCCAGUAGUGACCCAGUUGUUUUCGUGGUGGGGGCGUUCGCCCAUGGCAAGGUCAAUGUGGAGUACACAGAAAAGAUGGUGUCCAUCAGCAACUACCCGCUCUCUGCUGCCCUCACCUGUGCUAAACUUACCACAGCUUUUGAGGAAGUUUGGGGCGUCAUUUGAGAAGAGCAGAGCCUGGUUUUCAAAGAGGACUCUUGAGUCUGUUGGCUCCUAAGCUGUGCUGGAAGAUAAUCUUCUGUAGCAAGACGGCUGAGCAGGGAGCCCACACUGUAUAUUAGUUAUUUGUUUUUUUCCUAUAAAGACUGUUUUGUUUUCAAA
Messenger RNA from Psammomys obesus (fat sand rat), 948 nucleotides. It is a transcript of the gene Emg1, whose product is annotated as EMG1 N1-specific pseudouridine methyltransferase. Gene Ontology annotation, molecular function: rRNA binding; rRNA (pseudouridine) methyltransferase activity. Gene Ontology annotation, cellular component: nucleolus; small-subunit processome. The record is from RefSeq and is a predicted model, not a curated record. The transcript has 6 exons. Bases 58 to 792 code for a protein of 244 amino acids. Gene Ontology annotation, biological process: rRNA base methylation. NCBI's taxonomy places the organism in Eukaryota, Metazoa, Chordata, Mammalia, Rodentia, Muridae.